GAAUCACAUGAGUUUGGGGAAAGAGAAACUUAAGUGUAGUUGAGCUGUUGCGUGUUUGUGUCUCUGUAUUCAAGCAGUAAAAUGGCAGGAGCCAGAGUUUUUCAGGAUGAGUUCAUGUGUCCAGUGUGUCUGGAUGUCCUGAAGGAUCCAGUGACCAUCCAAUGUGGACACAGUUACUGUAAGAGCUGUAUUACAGACUGCUGGGAUCAGGAGGAUCAGAUGGGAGUCUACAGCUGCCCUCAGUGCAGACAUACCUUCAGUCCAAGACCUGCUUUAGCUAGAAACACCAUGCUGGCUGAAGUGACAGAGAAACUGAAGAAGAGGAAACGUCCUGCUGACUGUGACGCUGGAGCUGGAGAUGUGCAGUGUGACGUCUGUACUGGAAGAAAAUACAAAGCCAUCAAGUCCUGUCUGAUGUGUCUGAACUCUUACUGUCAGAGUCACCUCGGACAACAUGAGAGUUUGUUUAGAGGAAAGAGACACAAUUUGACUGAAGCCACUGGACGACUGCAGGAGAUGAUCUGCCAGAAACAUGAGAAGCUCCUCGAGGUUUUCUGUCGCACUGAUCAGAAAUGUAUAUGUGUGCUGUGUACGAUGGAUGAACAUAAAAACCAUGACACUGUAUCAGCUGCAGCACAGAGGACAGAGAAACAGAAGCAGCUGAAGGAGACGCAGAAGACGCUCCAGCAGAGAAUCCAGCAGAGAGAGAAAGAUCUCCAGCAGCUGAGAGAGACCUACUCACUGAAGCUGGAUCACUGUGUGUCCUAACAGCGCUCUGCACAGACAGCAGUGGAGGACAGUGAGAGGAUCUUUACUGAGCUCAUCCGCUCCAUUAAGAGAAGCCACUCUGAGCUGAUACGACUGAUCAGAGAUCAGGAAAAGAUUGCAGUGAGUCCAGCUGAAGAACGACUGGAGCGACUGGAGCAGGAGAUCAAUGAUCUGAGGAGGAGAGACGCUGAGCUGGAGCAGCUUUCACACACACAGGAUCACAUCCAGUUCCUGCAGAGUUUCCAGUCUCUCUCAGAACCUACUGAAUCUACAGACGUAAAUGAUGGUCCCUUCCCUCCUCUCGUCUCUUUUGAUGGUCUAAGAGAAUUGUUCCAUCAGCUGAGAGACAAACUGGAGGAUUUCUGCAAAGAGGAGCUCAAGAAGAUCUCAGACAGAGUCACAUUCACCAACAUUGUUCCCAGAACCAGGAAGGACUUCCUACAAUAUUCCCGUCAGCUCACUCUGGAUCUGAACACAGUGAAUAAUUACCUCCGUCUGUCUGAGAGAAACAGAGUGAUUACUGGCACUAAAACUGUCCAGUCGUAUUCUGAUCAUCCAGACAGAUUUAAAGUGUAUCGUCAGGUGUUGUGUAGAGAGAGUGUGUGUGGACGCUGUUACUGGGAGCUGGAGUGGAGUGGAGAAGAAGUGUCUAUAUCAGUGUCAUAUAAGAGCAUCAGCAGGAAGGGACGGGGUUAUGAGUGUUUGUUUGGAUUUAAUGAUCAGUCCUGGAGUUUGAUCUGCACUCCCUCCAGAUACUCAUUCUGGAAAAAUAAGAUACAGACCAUUCUCCCUGUAAAGUCCAUCAGCAGUAGAAUAGGAGUGUAUGUGGAUCACAGUGCAGGAACUCUGUCCUUCUACAGCGUCUCUGACACAAUGAGCCUCAUCCACACAGUCCAGACCACAUUCACUCAGCCGCUCUAUCCUGGGUUUCAAGUUUAUCUUGGAUCAUCAGUGAAACUGUGUUGA
Messenger RNA from Cyprinus carpio (common carp), 1734 nucleotides. Its product is annotated as tripartite motif-containing protein 16-like. The transcript has 6 exons. NCBI's taxonomy places the organism in Eukaryota, Metazoa, Chordata, Actinopteri, Cypriniformes, Cyprinidae. Gene Ontology annotation, molecular function: zinc ion binding; protein binding. The record is from RefSeq and is a predicted model, not a curated record.